AUGCCUGCAGCUGCCACCACUUGCGCAGCUGUGCUGAGCAAAGGCCAGAUUCCCAUAAGAAAACAAGCGCAGCGUCUCAGCAACACUGCCCUCAUCCCGGGCAUGAGCCCCGCUGGCCCGGGAGGGUCUGUGUGAUUGGCAAUGAGCCCUGUGCUGUCAGCGUUCAUGAGAGAGCUCCCCAGUUGGUUCCUGUUCUGUGGGGUCUUCUUGCCUGUGACUUUGCUGCUACUCCUUCUCAUUGCCUACUUCAGGAUCAAGUUGAUGGAGGUCGAGGAAGAACUGUCCCAGACUCCUGGUCGCCAACACAACAGAAAGAAUAACUCUUCUGUGUACCAGAGAAUGAAACGGAAGUGACUGUCAAUGACUGAACGACUAUGAGAGGAAUGGCUUAGCUAAUAAAGUAGGCUAUAAACUAGAACCACAACAAAAACAGAAAGAAUACUAAGAUGCUUGUUCUGAACCACAUUGAAAAGUGGCAGCUACUAUCCAAGAGGACUUGUCUGAGACUCAGCUUAAAUAGCAGUUCAGAGAGUACCAAGAAUCUUAAGAUUUUCUUGGAUGUGUUCCAUGGACUGGACACAUUGUAACUUUCUUUUACAGGACUAUGUCUACUCUGAAGAGCAUAUUUUAAAAAUUAAAUCCUU
Messenger RNA from Hipposideros armiger (great roundleaf bat), 644 nucleotides. It is a transcript of the gene SMLR1, whose product is annotated as small leucine rich protein 1. The record is from RefSeq and is a predicted model, not a curated record. The transcript is spliced from 3 exons. NCBI's taxonomy places the organism in Eukaryota, Metazoa, Chordata, Mammalia, Chiroptera, Hipposideridae.